AUGAGGGCAUGGCGUUUGGAAGGCCAUGCUGAGCACGUCGACCUCGGCCACCACGUGCGCCUCUGCCUCGAGGGGUUGCCGCUGUAUGCUUGGGAUGAAGAGGCGGUCGCCAAGGCCGUCGGCUCCGGCUGCUCGCUGGACUACAUCGAGCCAGCUUCCAAGCUCAAGACGACGACCAAGGCUCUGGCCUUGUGGGCUUGGACGCCAUGCCCAAGCAAGGUGCCAAGAGUGAGCUGGAUCACCCUCCCUGCACGCAACGGUGGCGCUCCGGUGUAUGGCCGCAAGGGGCUGGAGCAUCGGGUCCUUGUCCACCUCGACAUCCAUGAAGAUCCAUCCUCGGGCAGAGUGGUGUCCAGGCCGCACCCCUGGAUAUCAAACGUCGUCGACGGGGAGACCUUGGCUCGUGACAGGCGCGAGCGCAUCUCUCGCCCUGUCCAGCGCGACCGCCAUGACCGCCAUGGCCGUGACGACGAGGAAGACCGUGGCCGCGGGCGCGACGGCCGGGGCUCGUCCAGAGGCGGGCAAGGCUGGGGCGACCGCAUUCGCCGGAGCCUCUCCCGUGAGCCGCGCGACGGGCAGCGCGACAACGACAGGGAACGCCGUGAUGGGCGUCACGAUGGUCGUCGCCGGGAAAUCCCUGACCUUCCCGUCGUCCUUGGCGCCGCUCCGGUGCUUCUUGGCUCUGGCUCCUUGAGCGCUACUACUGUGCGUGCCAGGGAGCUGGAGCCCCUCCACCCCACCACGCCUGCUACGGCUGCUGUUGGCGCGCGUGGCCGUAGUCCGGUCAGGCAGUCGCGCCCGGCCUCUGCAUGGCGCAUAUCCAGGGAAGCACGCCCUCCACCGGCGUCGCCACCGCUGUCUCCGACAACGGUGCUCCGAACCCCGCCAGCGCCGAAACGUGACGAAGCACAUGCAGCAGCAGUGGCAUCCCAGGUCCUGAGCCCGGUGCUCAUCGAGCUAUGUUCGCCAGCCACGAUGCAGCGCCCGCUCCUUGACAUCUCCCCGCUACGGCCUUCAGGCUUUGAAGCAUCCCCAACCCCGCCACUCCAGUGCAACGGCAACCUGCAGCGAACCCCUACGCCACCCCGUGCUCGCCCCCAUGAUGCUAGGCACGACCUGCCGGCGGGCCUGGCUGAGCUCAUUGUGCCCUGCCUUGAGCUUCCGGCUACGCUCUUCUGCCCAAGGCAGCCGGCGGUCCUGCCAUCUGCAGCCACGCAACCUCCCCCUGAGAUGCCCUUGGCAUCUCCAAGGCCAAGCCCUCCAGCGGCCCGUCGAAAGACUUUGGCGGGCAUGAGAAUCUCCAAGGAGGGCGGCAUCUCUCUGCAACGGACCCGGCGACCUUCCAGCCGCACGCCGGCUGCUCCGGUGGCAAAGGUGGCCGAGCGCCUGGUUUGCCGCAGCCUGGGCAUAACCAAAGAUGGUCAAGAUGUAACUGCUUCGAUCCUGGAGGCGUUCACAGAGAGAUUCAAGGAGCAGCUCCCUCCUGAAGUGAUUGUGGCCAUGAGGGACUUCUUCAAGCUUGAUGACAGUUCUAUUAGCGCUGCUGAGGAUGCGCUGAUAGACCAUGGUGGUGCUGCGGCAUUAGACUCUGUGGGGCUGGAGCAAGACGGCCAGGGAUCGGAGCCGGCGAUCGCUUGA
Molecule: messenger RNA, 1638 nt
Organism: Triticum turgidum subsp. durum (durum wheat)
Lineage: Eukaryota; Viridiplantae; Streptophyta; Magnoliopsida; Poales; Poaceae
Source: the annotation of a GenBank genome assembly